Cooperia oncophora is the source of this 465-nucleotide messenger RNA. The record is from the annotation of a GenBank genome assembly. Lineage: Eukaryota; Metazoa; Nematoda; Chromadorea; Rhabditida; Trichostrongylidae.
AUGGACAUUAGGAUCGUCAAAUUACGAGAACUCGUCUCAUCAGAUGCCAACUAUGCAGCUCAGUUCUACUUGGAAUGCGUGUGUCAUGCCGAUGAGACAGAGCGAAUACUAAACAGGACCUCAUCACGGGACAAGAAACGGAAGAAACAAAAGGCGAUUCGUGAUACCUUAUCUUCGCAUAGCCUUCCUACCGUAGCAUCAGUGCCAAGCACAUCAGGCCUAAUGGAAACGAUUCUUCCUACUCGUUCCAUAGUCAAUCCUAAUGAACCGCGAUGGUGGGAACAAUUUUCGAGUCUACGAAAAAGCGACGACCACCUCAGCGCGAGUUCUGAAGUUCGGCACCUUUGGAAAAGCCAGACCGACAUGUCCUUAUCAUGUUUGGGAUUCAUUGUCGGUAUCGGGAACAUGAUGCGAUUUCCAGGAAAAGUCUGCGAAUAUGGAGGUAAUCCUUUUCGGAAAAUUUAG